Messenger RNA from Portunus trituberculatus (swimming crab), 4070 nucleotides. It is a transcript of the gene Tbce, whose product is annotated as tubulin-specific chaperone E-like. The coding region runs from base 1476 to 3008 and encodes 510 amino acids. The transcript has 15 exons. Gene Ontology annotation, biological process: protein folding. The record is from RefSeq and is a predicted model, not a curated record. Lineage: Eukaryota; Metazoa; Arthropoda; Malacostraca; Decapoda; Portunidae. Gene Ontology annotation, molecular function: alpha-tubulin binding.
CCACGCUUUAGUAAAUGCAGUCUCAUCACAACGCCCAUGAGUGUGACGGUGUGAAGCACUUACAACAACGAGCAAGAAAUACUCUCAACAGUUUCGUCAGGAAUGGCUAAAUGACUCUAAAUAUAGCAAGUGGCUCAGUAAGGCUCAAGGCAUAUUGUAAGUUUUGCACAUGUAUAUUAACGAUGAAGCUGCAGGAUUACGAUGGGCCUUUACUCAAUAUACUACGAAAUUAUUUCGGUGAUUCAUCUCUCUCUCUCUCUCUCUCUCUCGUUAUUGCUUUUUUACUAUCAAAAAUUAUAUUCUUUAUUUAGCAACUUUUUUGGAGAAUUUGUUCAUGAUUUUAGUGAUUCUUAGCGACAUAUUGCGACUAAUCUAGCGACAAGUAGCAGCUGAGAGGAGUUGGUAACAAUGUUGCGGUGUCGUCGCGAACAUCGCGAUGUAAACAAACACAUGCCAUGAAAGGCUGUGUCACCACCACAUCAGGCACGGACUUAGAAGGAAAUAACAAACAAGAAGGAUAGGUACACGCCAAGAGGUGUAACUGGCUGCUGAUUUCAUCUAAAUGAAGAGAAAAGAAGGAGAUUGUAAUUGUGAGGAGAAUGUGAAGAGACUCACUUCAUCAGGAACUUUACUUCCAGAUAAGCAUCUCUGUCAGCCACAACAAGUAAGAGCUGUUGAGUUUCAGACUACAGGAGAAACAAGUGCCCUAUUAGAAGUAUCUCCAGGAGUAUCAACAGUUGAAAAUGUGACUGUUUCUACAUCAGUUCCUGUGACUGGAGCUGGAGAUUCUUGCAUACUUGAAAGAACCUUACCAUACACCUUGCCUGGUUCUCAUACUUCUGCAUGUAAUAUUAUCAUAGCUUCUCAAGCCUUUGUAAGACCUACUUCUACUUGUAUUUCAACACCAAGUACUCUUUCCUCUGCCAGCCCAGUUCCCACUGAAGCUAUUCUUUCACUAGAGGACAGUACAAUCUCGCCAUUUACUGGUAAUGAAGUAAAUAAUAGUGCCCUUCCUUCAUACAGUAAUAGCAUAAUUGACAGUAUCUCUGGUACUGUAUACUCAUCUUCUACAACCACAAACACUGAUGCCUCUUAUUCCACCUCCUUCAAUUCUAGUAGUCCUUUCUCAGUUCCAUCAGUGUCAGCACCUAAAUCAUCUGGAAUCAAGACAGAUACUCAUGAAACAAUUCAAGAAUCACUGACUGAGAGACAACAAAGGCUUUCAAAAAGAUUUGAUGCUCUGAUUCGAGCAAAGAUCAUUGAAUUAGUUACAGUCAGAGGCCUCAAGAAGACGAUUUGUCCUUCAGAGGUUGCACGAGCACUUUCUCCUAAAGCAUGGAGAGAUUUAAUGCCAUCAGUGCGUAAAAUUGGUGCACAGCUUGUGAAGGAAGGAAUCAUCCUUGUCACCAAGAGAGGAACAAUUGUUGAUUUGCCAACAGCUCGAGGACCAGUCAGAUUUGGACUUGCAAAAGGAGAUGAUGGAGUUUAAUGUGGGCAUUGGAAAACGGGUUGAGUGUGAUGGCCACCAUGGAACAAUUCAGUGGAUUGGAGAGCUGCCCUCAACUCAGGGCACAUGGUAUGGUAUUGACUGGGAUGAUGCUUCUCGUGGUAGACAUGAUGGAUCCCACAACAACAUUAAGUACUUCCAAACCAGAUACUCGACUUCAGGAUCUUUUGUUCGUCCAGCUAAAGUGAACACAGGUAUAAGCUUUGAGAAGGCAAUACGAGGAAGAUACCAGAAUGAUGCAACUGUUGAAUCUGAGGUAAUGGAACAGUUACAAAGAGAAAUUAAUGCAAGAUUUGUGGAAGUAGUGGGCAUGGAUAAAAUUGGAAGGAAACAAAGUAUAUUGGAAGAGCUUAAAACAGCAGUGCUUACUGGAUGGAUGAUCUGGGGAACUGAUGAAACAGACUUGGCAACUCUUCUUCCUAAGUUACAUUCUGUUGACGUUUCACUCUCUCUUCUCUCCUCGUGGAUUGCUGUUGCAGAUAUCGCUCGACAGCUCCCCCGUCUGCGUUUCUUAAAUGUUAGUGGUAACAUGUUAUGCAUUCCUGAUAAUCCUGAAGAACUAAGGAAGAACCUGAAUUAUGUUGUUCACCUAGUUUUGAACAACAUGUUGGUUUAUUCAUGGAUGGACCUUCUGACUUGCUGCACUAUGUUUCCUGAACUGAGGAAUUUGCAGAUGGCAUUCAAUAAGCUUGAUGUUCUGGGACCCAUUCCAUGCGGUUUGUUUGACUCUUUAGAAGAACUAGACAUAGGACAGAACCCCAUAUCAUCAUGGGAAGAAAUAUGCCAUUUGGGUUCACUUCCCAGACUUGAGAGCUUAAAUGCCAAUAAUUGUUGCUUGAAGAGGAUCAUGUUCCCUUCCACCUCCGCUACUGACAAGACACCACUCUUCCCUCAUCUCAAGCGUUUGAUGCUAGCCAAUAACCCAUUGGACACGUGGGAGUGUACUGGAGAGCUGAACAAGCUAGCAAAGAUGGAAUACCUGGUCAUCAGCUAUGAUGUCAAGACAUCACGAUAUUUUCAGGAGUUCACCUUUGCACGCAUUAGUAAUCUGAAGGUUUUGAACCGAACCGAAUUGUCUCCAAAGGAAAAGAGAGACUGUGAAUUAUUCUACCUGAAAACUUUUAGCAGUGAGUAUUACAAGAAUGGGGGAAAAGAAGACCAGAACUUGAGCAGCUUGUCUCAUGAGUUUAUGGAAAGACAUCCUACCUACUUAAGGCUUGUUAAAGCCCAUGGUGCUCCUUUGGAUGACAGUGACUUUAAAACACAAAAGAGUCAGAAACUGAAGGACCUGAAAGCAGAGUUGAAGAUAAUAGUCCUGUCUGAACCUCAAAGGGAAGAGACUGUCAAAUAUUUUUUGCUCACAACCAAAGUUGCAAAAGUGAAGAUGAUGUUGAAGCGAUACUUGAAGAUCAACCCAUCCCUCAACCUCCAACUUUCUUACCGCUCCACUAAGCAGUGUUGGUAUGGCUGGACCCCAUCCCAGAGGAGAGUAAGAGACUAGAAAGGAUCCUGCCUUGCACUUGCUACAGGUGUCUCUGACAAAGUGUGUGCUGCCAGAUGCCCCAAAAUACUGCAAGAAAAGAAGAAAAAUAAACAAAUGCCUCAUCAGGAAACUGAUAUGUAUAGAGGAGAAAAGUAAGGAAAUGGAAAAAAUAUUCAAGAAAGAAAUUUAACAAAUCCUCUUCUGUCUUGUACUCUUGGUUUUUAUAGAGAAAAGGAAGUCCUGUGUGAUGCAGUAAUGUCAGUUUCUCAUUAAGGUUAGGUUCACCUCUAUCAACGAAUUGAGUGUCAUGAUUGAAGUGUAACAGUAAAUGAGUGAAGUGGAAAUAUAAUCAAAUAGUUUUCAGAAAGCAAUAAUGGAGAGCGCAGAGAAGGUAACUAUAUGAUAAGACAAGUGUGAGGCAGAGUGAGAAAGGAAAGUGAAGAGUGGUGUGAAGAAGUUAAGGUAGUUGUAUAGGAAAAGGUAUAAUUAGAAAAGAUAGAAUGCCAUAUGAAGAGUAAAAGAAAAGCAAAAUGAGCUGUGUGCUACUAAAAGAUGACGAGGAAGUGUGUUCAUGAGAAAAAGAAAAUAUUCUGGAAAGAGGUGGAGUUGGGAAAGGACCACCUGCCAACAAGGAAUGGGUGAAAGUAGAGGAUGAUAUGAUGUUGGUUAAGCAGAAUGAGAUGGGUAGGAUGUGGGGAGCAUUCUUAAAAAAACUAAACAAUAUAGGAGAAAAGAAAGCCUGAGAUUUAGGAGAGAUACUCAAAUUAAGGUUGAGAUAGGUUAGUGUCUAUGGCUGUGGAUCGCUUACCAGCAAAAUGCCCAAAACAUUGUAUGGUGCCGCUCUGUCCAAUUACCUUUAGUAUAGUAAUUAUUAUUACGUAGAAUGUUGGCCAUGAUUGCUCUUAACACCAUUGUUUAUUUCUCCUUUCUCCACAUUACUAUUGGCAUUUCACAUCAGAUUGUUAUACAUUCUCAACAAACACACAUGCACAUAUAUGUAAACACCAUGCCACAGCCACCCAAUUUGAAUGGCCAUGCUUACAAUAUGAAAAAAAAAUAAAUAAAUAAAAAUUAAAGUAA